AUGGUGGACACCAUCACCGACGCAGUUGAGACCACAAUCGCCCACAGCAACGCCCCCAGUGGCCCUCCCCGCUUCAUGCUGCAGAGCGCCGUCCGCCGGGCGUUGCGUGACAUCAAUGAACGUCGCACCCCGCUUCGCCGCUCCAAUGGAGUUCGCACGGCGGACAGCUCUCGACGUUCGUCGCCGCGCACUCCAUCGCUGCAGUUCGCCCCAGGCACUGGCCCGAUGCAUGGCGCGGCCAUGUUCGUCAGGCGCUUGGGCGCUCCGCUGUCGUUGUUGCCAAGACCCCCGACGCCUCACCCGUCAGCUCUGCCGAGGCCGUCACCGUCGAUGACGAUGAUGCCGCCACCGGUGCCGUCCGCAGUCGCUGCACCAUGGACCGAAGGAGGUGGAACCAUGGCUGGACGCCGAGGCACUCCUCUGGUCUCCAACAGCAACGCCGGGGCAGAGGCUUGGCCUCCAGGAUUCGCAUACGACCUUGAUGUCGUACUCCCGCCCCGCCCCCGCUGCCUCGUGGCUCCUCCUACGCCGACGCGGUGGCUAAUCGGCCGUGCAGGGGCGCCCUCCCGCCGGGAACGGCUCUUGGCGCCGGAUUCGCUUCUCCCCCGACCCUGGGGGAGGCGGCUCCGCACCUCUGAGUGCCACCGGAACGGCCGGCGGGGACGGAUCCGCCGCGCCCCGGCUCGCAGCGACGGUUCUAAUGGACCGAAGCUCGCCGGGGACGGGCGGCCCUACUCUGUUGGCCGGCCUCCAUGGCCGGGUCUUGUGCUCGCCAUGAGAGGAAGAAGGGGAAAGAGGAUUGGAGACUUGGAGGCAAGGAGGGACGGCGGCUUGGCAACGGCGGUGGCCUGGCGACGUCGGCGGGUGGCGACGGCGACGGCCGGAGCAACCCACGGCGGCAGCGGCUCGGCACAGGGGGCGGUUAGGGUCCUCAAACCCUAA
Messenger RNA from Panicum virgatum (switchgrass), 942 nucleotides. Its product is annotated as translation initiation factor IF-2-like. The record is from RefSeq and is a predicted model, not a curated record. Lineage: Eukaryota; Viridiplantae; Streptophyta; Magnoliopsida; Poales; Poaceae. The transcript has a single exon. The coding region runs from base 1 to 942 and encodes 313 amino acids.